GCUGGACACUGUUGCCAUGACCUUCGACGACUCUGAGCAUUACAAUAUAUCGAGCUUCGACGCUUGGUUGGACUGGGAAUCACUCACCUCCUUCCCCAAUGGAAGCGCAUAUGUACAACUGGAACCAAAUGGGCGAGAGUUCGGGCUUUCGAUGUUCCGGCAGCUAAGAUGCCUCAAUAUUCUGCGAGUAGCUCUGAUCGACGGGCCGGGUGACGAGAGCAAGCGGUGCCUCAAUCUUCUUCGCCAAGCAAUCCUAUGCGCCUCGGACAUCACUCUUGAUGCCCUUAACAUUGAGAUCGACGGGCAGUUGAAGGCAACUGAUGGCGCAGGCAUGACACAUUCCGCAGCUGGAGUCACAGGACUCACCUUCGUGGUGUAUGGUGAUCCGAAGAACACCUCCAUACCUUCUACGCCAGAGGAAGUCAAGAGCGCGCCGCAUAGACGCACAUAUCACGCACCACUGGGUUGGGCAUCUGUCAAGUCUGACAGCUGCGUUUUCGUACCUAGAAUGGAUGCAGAAGCCGACCAGCAUAUUGCCUUAUCACUGCGUCCAACGGGGUUCACGGGUUACAUCGAAGAUCGCUCUGCGUACCAGUGA
Molecule: messenger RNA, 598 nt
Organism: Postia placenta MAD-698-R-SB12
Lineage: Eukaryota; Fungi; Basidiomycota; Agaricomycetes; Polyporales; Adustoporiaceae
Exons: 6
Coding region: 17-598 (193 amino acids)
Source: RefSeq, a predicted model, not a curated record